UGUGAUGAGGUCACAGGUGAUGCUGGUCCCUGCCCCCAGCCCAGCUUCCUCACAGCACAGCAAAGGAACCGGAGGGAAAAUCCACCUUCCCGGCACAGCCGUACCAUCCACCUCACUCACUCGACUACUUGUCAAGUUCGUUACCAACACAAAGGGGGCUCAGAUAAUCAAGAAACAAUGUCGAGUGACAAUAAAAAUAAGUCUAGUGAGCCUAAAAAUGAGCCCAGGAACUGCGAUCCCAGGUGUGAACAAAGGUGUGAGGCCAAAUGCCAGCCCAGCUGUUUGAAGAAGCUCCUGCAACGCUGCGCUGAGAAGUGCCCACGGGACAAGUGCCCGCCACCGUGCCCCCCACCAUGCCCACCAUGCCCAUGCCCCCCACCAUGCCCCCCACCGUGUCCCCCAUGCCCAAUACCCUGCCCUCCCAAGCCCUGCACCAAACCUUGUCCUCCGAAGUGCCCACCUCCCUGUCCACCUCCCUGUCCACCUCCGUGUCCACCUCCGUGUCCGCCCUGCCCGCCUCCCUGCCCACCGUGAGGCACUGUGGGCACCACGCAAGCCCUCCACCGCCGCCAGCUCCACCAUGUGCAACACCCUGGGGCUGAGAACUGAGACCAUGAACUGACAAGUAAACGUGUUCCUUUGCUGUGCAAGACA
Messenger RNA from Microcebus murinus (gray mouse lemur), 654 nucleotides. RefSeq names its product late cornified envelope like proline rich 1 (gene LELP1). The record is from RefSeq and is a predicted model, not a curated record. NCBI's taxonomy places the organism in Eukaryota, Metazoa, Chordata, Mammalia, Primates, Cheirogaleidae.